AGCUGAUGGAAGAGGGACGGGCUGCUGUGCUUCAGGAGGAGAUUCCUUUCCGCAACGUGCGCACGCUCUCCUUCGAGCUGCUUGUUUCUUCGCUCGCGUGCGGUGACGCCGGAGGCGUUUGAUCCCAGGGAGGUGCUGGCGAUUUAAGGACCGGCUGAGCUGGAGUUGCCCCGACCCUUCCAGGACUGCGAGGACGUCCUGCCGCUGCCGCUCCGCGCAGAGGCGUGUGCGAGCCGAGACCGGACGCUCUCCAAGCGCCCGUUGCUUUUCUGACGUCCAGAUGGAGAAGCCUGGGCAGAAUCCCGCCCGCCGGCUCUCCGGGAGGGGAGAGCCUCCUGCAGACGCCGAUGCCCGGAGGUACCGAGGAGCUUCGCUCUCCUGUUACUGUAAAUGCUUCUCUGUCUCUGCAGGGACAGCAAAGUCUGCCGGCUCGUAGCUUCUGUAAAGGACUUGGAGCCGAGAGCAUUUACCCUCCAGAUUUCCUGGAAUAAACAAAGCGCGGAGCGGAUGGAGUCAGAGUCCGAGAACAAGCUAGAUGGAGAGACGGCGUCUGACAGCGAAAGCAAAUCUGAAUUUGGAGGAUCGCCUCCGGUGCCGACAUCCGAUGACACUCCAGAGGUCCUGAACAGAGCUCUCUCCAACCUGUCCUCAAGAUGGAAGAACUGGUGGGUAAGAGGCAUCCUCACGCUGGCAAUGAUCACCUUCUUCUUCAUCAUCAUCUACUUGGGACCCAUGGUCUUAAUGAUGAUAGUGAUGUGCGUCCAGAUCAAAUGUUUUCACGAGAUUAUCACUAUCGGCUAUAACGUGUAUCACUCGUAUGACCUCCCCUGGUUCAGGACACUCAGUUGGUACUUCCUGCUCUGCGUGAACUACUUUUUCUAUGGCGAGACUGUAACAGAUUAUUUCUUCACCCUGGUGCAGAGAGAGGAGCCCUUGCGAAUUCUCAGCAAAUACCACCGCUUCAUUUCUUUUGCCCUGUACUUAACAGGUUUCUGCAUGUUUGUCUUGAGCCUGGUGAAGAAACACUAUCGCCUCCAGUUCUACAUGUUUGGAUGGACCCAUGUGACGUUGCUAAUUGUUGUCACCCAGUCGCACCUCAUCAUCCACAACCUCUUUGAAGGAAUGAUAUGGUUCAUUGUCCCAAUUUCCUGCGUGAUCUGCAACGAUAUCAUGGCGUACAUGUUCGGGUUCUUCUUUGGCCGCACCCCGCUCAUCAAGCUCUCCCCAAAGAAGACCUGGGAAGGUUUUAUUGGAGGUUUUUUUGCCACCGUUUUAUUUGGAUUGCUGCUCUCUUACGUGAUGUCCGGGUACCGGUGCUUCACCUGUCCGGUGGAAUUCAACAACGACACCAACAGCUUCACAGUGGACUGCGAGCCCUCCGAGCUGUUCCAGCUGCAGGAAUACAACAUCCCCGUGGUGCUGCAGUCCGUGGUUGGCUGGAAGACUGUCCGGAUGUACCCCUUCCAAAUCCACAGCAUCGCACUGUCUACUUUUGCCUCCCUCAUUGGGCCAUUUGGAGGCUUCUUUGCUAGUGGAUUUAAGAGAGCCUUCAAAAUCAAGGACUUUGCCAACACGAUCCCAGGCCACGGAGGUAUCAUGGACCGCUUUGACUGUCAGUACCUGAUGGCCACCUUUGUUAACGUGUACAUCGCAAGCUUUAUCAGAGGCCCUAACCCAAGCAAACUGAUCCAGCAGUUCUUAACCUUGCGGCCAGACCAGCAGCUCCACAUCUUCAACACGCUAAAAGCGCACCUCGUUGACAAGGGUAUGUUAGCUAGUUUGGAGGACGCGUAGACAUCCAGGCAAUUGGAGCAGAACUGAAAAACAGACAAGUUUCCUCGAGGAAAUUCCUGGCUUGCCUGAUUUAAGACAAUAACAAGGCCUCAUUUCACUGUAACUUUUCUUCCUUUCUUGGUAAAUGUUUGCAUUUGUGGGUUUUUUUUUUUAAUAUAAUAUAUUUAUAUAGCUUUGGUUAAAAUGAGCAAAUCUGAGUUUGUAGCUAGAAAGGAAUUAAGGCUUGGAAGGACUGUUGGGUGAAAUAGGAGGGCACAGCUGUUCCGCUAGAUCUGUUCUUAGGUUCGACGCGCGCGGGCAGAGCCUAACCUUUCCUUUGAGCGUUGCUUAUGCAGGGAGCGCCCGAAGCGUUGUCUCCUCCGCGCGCCUCGGAGCCGGCGGGGAAAGCGAAGCAGCUCCCCGGCUUCCUUCCUCCUGCCCUGGCAGCGUUCACGACGGGAACUCUGGGGACCCUAACUGUGAGUUUGCAGGUUGAUUUACCCAGAAAGCCCAAAGCUCGAUUAAUUGGAAGAGGACCGCAUGCCGGUCUAGCCGCGUCUGCCCUGCCCAAGCCGGCGCGGGCAUCUGACUUGGCUUGCUGGUCGUCAGAGCGCCUCCCACGUUCGCCCUCACGGUAGAUGUUUUGGCAAAUAAGAUCUUUUCUAACUAUUAAACCGCAAAGAGACUACAGUAAAGGGUUUGCGUUAGGGACAAGGAAUCAAGAAACUGGUAGUCGCUGUAGGAAUGUGGGAGGUUCGAACAGCUCGAAUCACGUAAAUAGGUAUUUUAAAGAACAUUAACAUUUCACUGAGUAAAUCCUACCAAGCAAGAACAACCGUUCAGAUAACUUGGCUCUUUCUUUCUCCUCAUGUAACUUGUAAGAAAGCAACAUUGAACCACACUUCAUUUCUUGAUGGUUGGAAACGCUGCACCGGGGUGUUUUAACUCACGGAGAGCAAGUUUCCAACAUAGUUCCUUUUCUGACGUUUGCAAGUUGGGGCUCCGGCACCCCGCUGGUGCUGCCAGUUGUGUUUUUUUCUUUCAGGGAUCAUGUCUCUCACCUGUUUGUUACUUGAGUUGUAGAUGUCUUGCUGCUGAGUUUAUCAUGGUCUGUGCUGCAUUUCAACCUGGCUUUGCUUACCUGCGGGCUUCUGCUUACUAAAUCUUGUCAGAAAUAGGUUGCACUUAAUAGCUAGAAGUUUUAUCUGAGUACUUUCCUUUAUUUUGUCAUACUUUUUUAUUAUUUAAAAACGAGAGCCCUAAAGAUUGCAAAACCUUUUUUUUUUUUUUUUUUUUUUUUUUUGUGAUCAGAUAGUGAAAAUAUCCCGAGUUUAUCCUAGCUCUUAUGCAGUGUUCCCAUGUACGAAGUGACUCUAAUUUUACUUCUUUCCAUAGUUUGUGCAGGGGAGAGAGAAACUUUACCUUAUUUUAACCUGGCGAGCGAGUGACAGGGACAGAUAACACAGAAGUACGUCGGUGUUUUCAAGCCGUUGCUGACGUAAACCUUGUAUGCACGCGCGCAGAACCAUGUGCACCCCACAAGCUAGCUGACCACCGAUGCAAAAUAAAACACCUGAAAAUGUUG
Rhea pennata is the source of this 3358-nucleotide messenger RNA. It is a transcript of the gene CDS2, whose product is annotated as CDP-diacylglycerol synthase 2. The coding region runs from base 391 to 1794 and encodes 467 amino acids. Gene Ontology annotation, cellular component: endoplasmic reticulum membrane. The record is from RefSeq and is a predicted model, not a curated record. Gene Ontology annotation, molecular function: phosphatidate cytidylyltransferase activity. Lineage: Eukaryota; Metazoa; Chordata; Aves; Rheiformes; Rheidae. The transcript has 14 exons.